Molecule: messenger RNA, 3629 nt
Organism: Scophthalmus maximus (turbot)
Lineage: Eukaryota; Metazoa; Chordata; Actinopteri; Pleuronectiformes; Scophthalmidae
Product: probable E3 ubiquitin-protein ligase HERC6
Exons: 23
Coding region: 51-3110 (1019 amino acids)
Biological process (GO): ubiquitin-dependent protein catabolic process; protein ubiquitination
Molecular function (GO): ubiquitin protein ligase activity
Source: RefSeq, a predicted model, not a curated record
GCCGAGAUGAAGUUAGGUUUCAGAACCAUCGCGUCGCUGCAGGAGGAGACAUGGUGCUGCUGUACUGUUGGGGAGACAGCUCCAGUGGACAGUUCGGUCCACAGACAGCCCUCACCCCGCUCCCCUGGACUGUCCCGGGGGAUAUAACUGACAUCUGCUGCGGGGAACAGCACACCUUAUUCCUCACAGGGGAUGGAGGCGUCUUCUCGUGUGGACACAACUCCCGGGGACAACUUGGACGACAGACACCCCGAGAUGGAAAGACACCAGGUCCGGUGGAGGGGCUGCGUGAUGUGGUGAUGGUGGCGUGUGGUCAGGACCACUCUCUGGCCGUGUGUGCGUCUGGACACGUGUUCUCCUGGGGGGCUGCAGAGGAGGGACGACUGGGGAUGGUUCCGAAUCCGCAUUGCAACGAUCUCAGACCAAGGCGGGUGCCCAUACCUCUGUCGAUACCAGUGAUUCAAGUUGCCUGUGGAAACGCCCACUCUCUGGCAUUGACUAAAGGAGGAGAUGUCCUGUCAUGGGGUUCGAACAGUCACGGUCAGCUGGGUCUGGGGAAGGAGGUGUUACAGCAGUACACGCCUGUCCUGGUGUGCGCUCUGUCCGGCGUAGCGGUGACCCAGAUUGCUGCCGGGGCGACCCACUCUCUGUUCCUCACGCUCCCAGGCUUGGUAUACUGCUGUGGGGCCAACAAGUCAGGCCAGCUGGGGCUCAACAGGGUGGAUGAGAAAGGCAGGUAUAACAUCUGUAUGGUCCCGGCCCUCAGACCUCUGGGUGUCUCCUUCAUCAGCUGUGGAGAAUCACACUCUGCUGUGUUAACAAAGGAUGGUAAGGUGUACACCUUUGGAGAGGGAAGCCACGGGCAGCUCGGUCACAGCUCCUCUAAUAAUGAAACGGGACCCAGACUGGUCGACGUUCUGGAUGGACCUGCCUCACAGAUCGCUUGCGGCCGGAGUCACACUCUGGUUCUGGGCUCCUCUGGCCAGUUGUGGGCUUUUGGUAAAGGGGGCAAAGGUCAAAUUGGGACUGGACGACCAGAGGACAGUCUGAGUCCCACUCUUGCUCUACUUCCAUGGACUGCUGACAGUGCAACAGCCACACCCAAAGACUUGAAAAUAUCAGCUGGGUGGAAUACAAACUUCACUUACUCGUCACCUGCACAGAACGUGGAUCGUGGACAGAUUACUGGACGACUCGGUGAGACAAAACUGCAAAGAUGGCUGUCGAUGGAACAUGGCAAUGCAGAGGCGAAAAGAGAAAUCACUUCAAUGUUUUGCACAAGUUCGAGUCUUGUGGCAAGUUUCACAAAGACCAAUGAGUCUUCGUUAGAAGCGGGUGACCUGACUGUGGACCUGGAGGCUGCGAGCCGAGCUUUUGACCAGCUGUUGGAAAUACAGUGGAUCAAACAAGCAGCGAACCUAGACCUCCUGUUGGAUUUGCUUGCAGGUUCGAUGUUUGCUCUAAAAUCUCCGGAGAUCCUGCUGGUUCUUCCGACCUGCCCCCUGCUCCAGGAGGACUCCCGCGUCAUGAAGGGGGUUUUGCCUCUGGCUGUCAUUAUUGGAAAUCUGAAGGAGAGACCUCUGAAAGCGCUAAGAGGCUGGUGGGCUUCGCUGACACCCGUCAUACUGAUGAAGCACAUCUUGACCUUCAAGAUGGCCCUGGCCUUCAUGCUAAAAAAUUCCCUCUUGGAAACUCAUAACCCAGGAGUCAAAUACCUGAUGAACGUCCUCAAACUACUGUACAAGGCCAACAAAGCUGGAAAGCAACACAAAGUCCCUUUGAGCACAUUCUACGUCGAGGAAAUCAAGGGUAAUGUGCAGCCAUUUCAUGACGUCGCUCUUUGGAUGCAAUUUAUGAACACGGAGGAGGAUGUUAACACACCUGCCAUUUUCUGCCGCAACCCAUUCUUGUUACCUCUCGAUAGCAAGAUGGCGAUCUUUUACUUCCAUUCAUUCGUAAUGAAGAAAGUGCACGGUAUGUUUGAACAUGGGGAUUGGUCAUUGAUUGAUGAAUCAUCGCCAGAGCCCCCAACCCCGGGGGCCGCGGCCCCGGUCUUCCAGCUAACCUUGAGACGAAAUCACCUCGUGGAAGACACCUUCAGGCAGCUUACUUCAGCCGACCACUGCGCCUUCAAACGGGAGCUUUUGGUGCAAUUUAAGGAUGACAGAAAGGUGAUGGAUGUCAACAAAAGGGACUUCUUCCUCCACAUGUUUGAUGAGCUCACCGCUGCUGAGUCUGAAAUGUUCAUGUACAAUGAGAGUGAGACUCUGGCCUGGUUCCCUCCCAGGCCAAAAUUGGAGCAGAAGCGUUACUUCCUGUUCGGCGUCCUGUGUGGCAUGGCUCUUUACCACCACAACAUGGUCCACCUGCCCUUCCCGCUGGUUCUCUUUAAGAAGCUGGUCAGUGUCCAACCCUCAAUAGACGACCUGAAGGAGUUUGACCCGGUCGUGGCAGAGUCGUGCCGGUUCAUGUUGGACUACCCUCCAGAUAAAGUCAGAGAAAUGGACAUUAAUUUCACUGUGAGCUGGGGCGGUGAGAAAGUCGAGCUUGAUCCAAAAGAACCUGGAAAACUUGUCACUGGGUCAAACAGGAAAGAGUACGUCGACGCCUUGGUCAACUACGCGUUCAACACAUCGGUGGAGGGCGUGUUCGGAGCGUUCAGGACAGGGUUUUUCAAAGUGUGUGACAGGGACGUGGUGGACUUCUUCCAGCCGGAGGAGUUACAAGCAGUGAUGGUGGGCCAGGAGGACUACGACUGGCAGGUGUUCAAGCAGAAUACGGUUUAUGAUGGAGAAUACCAUGCCGGACAUCAGAACAUCAUUACCUUCUGGGUGGUGUUUGAGAAACUGACAGCAGAGGAAAAGAAAAAAUUCCUUUUGUUCCUCACAGGCUGCGACCGUGUCCCCUUCCUGGGUAUGGAGAGCAUCAAGAUGAGAGUUGCCAUCUUGCCCAAUGCCUCUGAAAUCCACUUGCCAGAAUCCCUCACCUGUCACUAUCUGCUGUUACUGCCCAACUACCAGAGAUACCCAAUGGAGAGGACGAUGCAGGCCAGGCUCCAUCAGGCCAUUAAUCACAACAGAGGCUUCUGGAAGAACGAAAACACCGACUAGAUUUCGUUAGUUACGAUGGUUUAUUUUCACUUAGCAUGGGGCUUUUUUUCCCCACUACUGCUUUAGUGUCAUAACUUCUAUCCUUUUUAAGAAAUGUUGGAACAUAAGGGAAGUAGGCCGACAGGUAAUGUGAAGUUAUUUGGUAGUAUGACAGAUUGGGGAGUAAUAACAAUGUAGUUGUCAUUAUAAUCCUGCCUGUAUUCGUUGUUUGUUUAUUCCAUUUCUCUUGUUGAUGGUUGAUGCCACAUACACAUGUUAAAUGGUGAAUCCUUGUUUGAUUCUUUUUUUCCUUUCCUAAAUAUAAAACCAGCAGUUGUUGGAUCACUUUCAUUGCUUUCAGUCACUGCUGCAGCUCAAGCUUUAAGUCCUCUCCAUGUUCAGGUUAAAAAGGGUUCAAGCUAAAGUUAUCAAAUAAUUGACGUUUGUGUGUUUAGCUUUAAAAUGUAUACAAUUCAUAAAAUUGUUUAUCUUUCUGCCAUUUAUUCCUGUAUAACCAAACAAUAAAGUUCUAUAAUUGCG